GCUUUAUCAAUCGCACUGAGACAUUUUGUUCAUCACUUGGAUCUCCCGAGCUGUUAUCCGGAUCUGUUUUUUUUAUUUUCUGUGAUGGGGGCAGCGACGGAGGUUGGGAGCUUCGUCAACGGAUUUCUGGACAGCUUUGGCUCCGCUGGUGCCGCUCCGGCUCCCGUAGGCUCUCAUUUCGUGCUCACCCCAGCCGGGGCGGUGGACUACAACUCUGUGGGCGGACUUAUGAUGGGGGUACAGGGGCAGCAGCAGGAGCACCUGGUGUCCGCGGAAAGGCUGUCCCGGAGCCUAGCGGACCUCAGUCAUCUAAAGGGGAUCCUGAGACGGCGGCAGCUCUACUGCAGGACCGGGUUUCACCUGGAGAUCCGACCUGAUGGCACUGUGCAGGGCACCAGGAAGGACCACAGCAGAUUCGGUAUUUUGGAGUUCAUCAGUCUGGCUGUAGGACUGGUUAGCAUCAGAGGCGUGGACAGUGGUCUUUACCUCGCCAUGAACAGCAGGGGGGAACUUUAUGGAUCAGAGAAGCUGUCAGCAGAGUGUGUUUUUAGGGAACAGUUUGAAGAGAACUGGUACAACACUUACUCGUCAAACAUUUACCGACAUGGAGAAAAAGGUGCAUUUUACUUUGUUGCUCUGAACAAAGAUGGGACUUCCAGAGAUGGAACAAGGUCGAGGAGACAUCAAAGGUUCACUCACUUUCUACCGAGGCCUGUAGACCCUGAGAGAGUACCAGAGCUGUACAGAGACAUCCUUGGACAGAGCUGAGACUAAAGGGACCAAACCUUGACUCAGUCAAAGCCAGUGUGAGCUCAAAAGCAGCCCAAGUGCACAUAAUACGACUCCUUCUUUGGGAGUGCGAAGCUCUUGUUGGACUAGAGGGAACAGGAUGUGCACCAAAUCACUCCUCAGUGGUGGCAUAGAGGAAGGAAGGGACCCUCUGGAAAACAGACUGUGGAGUUUGGCUAAAUGCAAACACAGAUCUCCAAGGAGAGAUGUGAAGGCCCCAUUAUGGAAGGAGAUGCUACCUUUCCCCUAUUAUUGUCCUAUGCAGAGGCCAUGGUGGCCAACAGAUUAUUUUGCUACUUACUGAGUCCAAAUAUCUGCAAGCCCAAAGUGCAUGUACAAGCAGACAGAGAGUGGGAACAAAGGGUACAAGUUAAACCAGGCUGCUUGUUAUUUCUACACAUGCUGAGUCAAGCCAGCUAUUUUCAGUUGGUCUUUUAAUAUAAUUCAAUUUGGCUGCUAAGUAAAUGAUUAUUUAAAAACACAUUAUCACCAACACAGAGUGGCUGGUUUACACAUAAAGGUAGUUUUAUGCACUGGAAGGCGGACAUGUCUGUUUGGGGAAUCAGGUUUAAGAGAUAAGAGAGUCAUGAAAGUUGGAGUAGCGGAUGGAAUUCCUUUGAAACCGCUCCAAAGACGAUGCUGCUCAGAAAAGGUGACUUUUUCUACAAGCUGCAUGAGGAACAAGAGAAGAAGAAAAGAUUCAGUGAAAGAUUUUUUAUGAGGACUUCUGUUGUGGAAUACCAUUGGAACUCUAGAGACGUGUUCUAGAACCCUGUGAAGGAAUUCUGUUGUUCCAGCAGACUGACGGACAGAGACACCUUUACACAC
Molecule: messenger RNA, 1617 nt
Organism: Cheilinus undulatus (humphead wrasse)
Lineage: Eukaryota; Metazoa; Chordata; Actinopteri; Labriformes; Labridae
Product: fibroblast growth factor 20-like
Exons: 3
Coding region: 85-768 (227 amino acids)
Biological process (GO): positive regulation of cell population proliferation; regulation of cell migration; positive regulation of gene expression
Cellular component (GO): cytoplasm
Molecular function (GO): growth factor activity; fibroblast growth factor receptor binding
Source: RefSeq, a predicted model, not a curated record